Messenger RNA from Alternaria incomplexa, 1179 nucleotides. RefSeq lists its product as uncharacterized. The record is from RefSeq and is a predicted model, not a curated record. Bases 1 to 1179 code for a protein of 392 amino acids. NCBI's taxonomy places the organism in Eukaryota, Fungi, Ascomycota, Dothideomycetes, Pleosporales, Pleosporaceae. Gene Ontology annotation, biological process: transmembrane transport. The transcript is spliced from 2 exons.
AUGUCCACGGAUCUCCUCCGCUAUGACGGAAGCAAAUCGAAUAUCAUGACCACGACUGCGGCGCAAACAAACAGCGCAGGCACUACAUUACCCGACCAUGACGCCGCCAUGACGGCAAAGAGGGAAGGAGGCGCAAAUAUGGAGCCGAAGAGGCAGAAGAUGGAUAGGAACAGCAUGGAAUAUCUGAUCAAGAGUGGACUGGCGGGUGGAUUCGCAGGAUGUGCUGCAAAGACAGUAGUAGGCCCCCUCGACCGCGUCAAGAUCCUCUUCCAAACCCGCAACCCCCAAUUCGCAAAGUACGCCGGCUCCUGGAGUGGCUUCCCGACCGCAAUACGCGACAUCUACGUUAGCACCGGCGUGCGCGGGCUCUUUAAAGGGCACUCGGCAACCCUCCUCCGCAUCUUCCCCUACGCGGGCAUCAAAUUCCUCGCCUACGAGCAAAUACGCGGCCGCAUAAUAAAGAACCAGGCGCAGGAAACACCCACGCGACGAUUCCUCUCGGGGAGUCUAGCAGGCAUGAUGAGCGUCUUCCUCACAUAUCCACUAGAAGUCAUUCGGGUGCGCCUUGCCUUCGAGACCAGCGAGCAAGGCCGUAGCAGUCUCGCAACCAUUGUACGCAAAAUCUACGCCGAGCAGGCACCACGCGUAUCGCAACCGAAGAACCCCAUCACCGCAACCGCGACACACGUCGUCGAAAAGGUCACACCGCGCUCUGGCCUCUCCAACUUCUUCCGCGGCUUCACACCCACACUACUCGGCAUGAUACCCUACGCAGGCGCUUCCUUUCUCGCUCACGACUCCAUGUCCGAUCUCCUGCGCAUACCCGUUCUCGCUCCGUAUACCACGUUACCGAACACCUCGCGCGAGGAAUCGAGUACCACGAGUCACAAACCCGCGCAGCUGCGGUACUGGGCUGAGCUGACGAGCGGCGGUAUCGCAGGCUUCUUUUCACAAACUGUGUCGUACCCUCUGGAAGUUAUACGGCGGCGCAUGCAGGUUGGUGGUGUCGUAGGCGAUGGACACAGGCUUAGUAUACCGGAAGUCACGAGGAGGAUAUACAUGGAGCGGGGUUAUAAGGGAUUCUUUGUGGGAUUGACGAUUGGCUAUGUCAAGGUCGUUCCCAUGGCUGCCGUCAGCUUCUAUGCAUAUGAGCGGGGGAAGUACUAUCUGGGUAUAUAA